Molecule: messenger RNA, 3162 nt
Organism: Amyelois transitella
Lineage: Eukaryota; Metazoa; Arthropoda; Insecta; Lepidoptera; Pyralidae
Exons: 14
Coding region: 264-3005 (913 amino acids)
Biological process (GO): lipid metabolic process
Molecular function (GO): lipase activity
Source: RefSeq, a predicted model, not a curated record
AAACACACUCGCUUCAACUCGAAUCGUUAACCGUUUAAUCAAUCGAUCCGAUUGCAUUAUUUGCUUGUGAACAUUUUGAUUCGAUAUUUGUAAUUUCGUGUCAUACGAUAGUUUUUAUUUCGGUACAGUGUUUGUAAUUGGUAAAUAGAAAGUCAGCUGUUGGUUGUUGCCUGGGUGAACAAACGGAUAAACGCAUAUUUAACGAGUUGUGCACCAACGGGGACGGAAUAACUGCUGGGUGUCGUGAAUGCGGCGCCGCAUGGAUGGCGCACGCGCACGCCUGGCGCUCGCUGGCCGUGUUGCUGGUAGCCGCCUCUCUUGUCGCCGCUAAAUAUGCUGAAUUGGAGGCAUGGCGCGGCGCAGGGCGGCCAGCGACGGCGCUGCAGGAGGCCGAGGACGAGAGGAGAGACGCGGAGCUCCUGGCAGCCGUCAGAGCUUCCAUGCAGCAGUGGGAGAUGAAAAAAGCCCGCACUAGGAGCAAGAGAUCGCAAGGCUCAGUGUGCUACGGUGACUUCGGCUGCUUCGAGGAUGCUGGACCCUUCGCCUACCUGGAGACGCUGCCCAGCUCGCCGCAGGAGGUCGGCACUCACUUCCUGCUGUACUCCACACUUAACAGAGGUGACCAGCCACUGCUGGCGGUCUCAGCGAGCAACAUGUCUGCGGCGUGGGGCUGGGCGGCGCGCGCCUUCGACUCCUCGCGGCCCACCAGGGUCAUCGUGCACGGCUUCGGCUCCAGCUGUGAUAAUGUUUGGGUCUACGAGAUGAGAUCUGCGCUGAUGGCUGUUGAAGAAUGCAAUGUUGUCUGUGUGGAUUGGGAGGGCGGCGCGUCGAUGCCGAACUACCUCCGCGCUGCUGCUAACACUAGGCUUGUUGGGAAGCAGCUUGCCAUGCUGCUUGAAGGUUUAUCGACACACAUUGAUCUCCGUUACGAGGAUGUCCACCUAAUUGGGUUCAGCCUGGGCGCCCACGUAGCAGGCUUCGCCGGCUCAGAACUCAAAAAUAUUAGUCGAAUUACAGGUUUGGACCCAGCAGGUCCUCUAUUCGAGAACCAAGAUCCGCGAGCUCGAUUAGACAGAAGCGAUGCAAAGUUCGUGGACGUCAUUCAUUCGAAUGGAGAGACGCUCAUCUUGGGCGGCCUCGGCGCUGCGCAAGCGCUGGGUCAUGUAGACUUUUACCCCAAUGGAGGCAGGGUCCAGCACGGCUGUUCUAACUUGUUCGUGGGCGCGGUGUCAGACUUUGUGUUGCCGUGGUCGGCGCCGUCCCCGGAAGGCCGGUCGCUGUGCAACCACCGCCGCGCUUACAAGUUCUUCACUGACUCAGUCUCGCCAAAGUGCCACUUUCCCGCCUUCCCGUGCGCCAACUACGAUACUUUCCUCGAAGGCCGUUGCUUCCCCUGUGACUCGGAGCGCCGCUGCGGCAACAUGGGGUACUACGCCGACCGGUCGCUUGGGCGCGGUCAACUCUACUUGCUGACGAGGGAGGAAGAACCAUUUUGUGCUCAUCAAUAUUACGUGUCGGUGUGGGGCGGCAGCGAGAAUGGUGAGAAGGCCAACUUCGGCAGAGUCACCCUCACGCUGCAUGGAGACUCCGGCCUCAACGAGUCCUUCCCUAUGACCAGGCGUGAAGACGACGGUGCUACAGGCAGCGCUCGGUUCACGCGCGUGCUGGUGCCGCACCCGGCGCUGGGCGUCCCGCUGAGGGCUUCCAUACAUUACUCCGCGUACUCCGGCUGGCUCAGCGCCGCCGCAAAGAUCAUGUUGCUCGACAAGCUGCUCAUAGCCGACAGCUUUGGUAAAACAUCCUCUUUCUGUAAGAGAGGAAUGCCAUUGCAGUCGGAAGAGACGAUUGAGUUACCCCUUUAUCCGGGAGACUGUCAAAUACAAGAGGAGGAAUUGCCCCGGAAUAAAACUAACAGCAGUGUCAUUCAAGACAACACAACCAAGGCUACGAUCGUGGACCCGAUCGACAACGAAUUAGACGACGCGCCACAAAGGCCGUUCGCGUUGGUGGACACGUACGAGUUCACCGGCGGCGCUGACAACGGCCGCGCAUUCGGCGUCACCAACACCAAGACCGCGCCCAGCGGCAUCGUCGAGAUCGCGGAACCAGUGCUCAGACCACGACCGAGGAAAGCUCCUAGACAACGAGCGGACUCCCCGGACGACCUUCACGAAAUAUCCGAACCUCUGUUGAGACCCACGCAACCACCUCGUUCCACAACCCAAUCGCCCAUCCGAAAGGGCAAAAAUUACGAUAUGUCCACCACGCCCACUUAUGAAGCCAUGUCGUGGGGUGACCGGGCAGAGAAAGAGGAGUCCAGUUUCGCCGUUCAAUUCCUUCCAGCUAGACUAGCUUCCUUCAUUUCGAGAGCCGAAAGAUACGCCCGGGAUACUCUUCUGCCAUUAGUAUCCGCUUACGCCCCGCGCUUGCCAAUUUUCGGUUCGAGGGAAGUGCCCAAACCGACCGCCAGAUACAUUCCCACGGAGGAUCUUAACGUCACGAGCUCCGUGCCGGUGCCGACGCCUACUCUGGAAAUGAAGAUAGAGUCGCUUCGUGCUAUGGGGCCGCCCGGAGAGAAACGAGACAUCGAAUCCCCGGUGGAGCCCGAGGUGCUCGUAGUCACUUCGACAACAACAACGACGACGACAACUGCAGCGCCCACGACAACGACGACUGAAAAGUUACGCGCGGCGCCCUCAGAGAUGCUGAAGGUGGUGGCGGGGCCGACAGUGUCUACUAGUACGGCGCUGCCGCCGGUGGCGCUGCGCAGCGAGGGUCAGAAGAUCGUGAUCGUGUACCCGAGCAACGCCCGCGACGAGCGCAAGAUCCGCUCGCACUCGUACCCCGAGGAGCUGCAGUUCGAGGCGGUGCUGCGGCCGGCGGCGGUGCGCGUGGAGCUGCCCACGUUCGCCCCGCCCCCGCCCGCCGCGCGCCCCGACGCUCGCUACAUCCCGCUGCCGUUCCCCGGCAAGAACAAGUCGACGGACUCAUCUUUUCCUACGUGAGAAUGAUAACGAUGAAUGAGAACGAGAAUGAAUCGAUUUGGUCCCUGUAUAUAUAUGAGAUCUCUUCUAUGUCUAGCUGUAAGUACGAUAAAAAUUCCCAGUCCCUAAUCUCUCAGUGUACAGAAUUUGUAAUUGUUAACUUUUUUCCAACUUUAUA